Pyricularia oryzae 70-15 is the source of this 5995-nucleotide messenger RNA. Its product is annotated as phytochrome-1. The transcript is spliced from 3 exons. Gene Ontology annotation, biological process: regulation of DNA-templated transcription; phosphorelay signal transduction system; detection of visible light. NCBI's taxonomy places the organism in Eukaryota, Fungi, Ascomycota, Sordariomycetes, Magnaporthales, Pyriculariaceae. The record is from RefSeq and is a predicted model, not a curated record. Bases 337 to 4908 code for a protein of 1523 amino acids. Gene Ontology annotation, molecular function: protein binding; phosphorelay sensor kinase activity.
ACGCAUCGCACGCAUCGCACGCAUCGCACGCAUAGCAUAGCACAGCACAGGACAGCAACCCAAGACUCCGAACCCGCCUGGCGACGCAUUCUAGAACUAGACUUAGCUCCCACCUUGCUAUCGCCGAGCCCCUCCUUUCUACCGACUCGAUCCCCACAAACGUCCUAUAGACUAUAGAUCGCAUACGGGCUGGUCGAUCGAUCGUUUUUCGGUCGUCGCACACAAAUCAACCGCUUCGAAUCCCUUCACUAUAUUUGCGUUUCGCUACGACUACAUCUGCUUCCUCGACACUACGCCGAUCGACAAGUCACCUAUUAGUACCUGGCUUGUCCCCAUAUGGACCUGGGUCACGAGCCCGCCGCGGGCGAUGCGACCCCCGCAGCGGAGGUGCAACAAUGCCCGGACAUAUAUUCCCAGCCGGAGAGUCGCAGAAGCACCCCGGAUAUACUUUCAGGCGUGCCGUCCCCUACAAACUCCACCGAGACCGCGGGAAUGUCUCUGAUCAGCAGUCCGACGCCGACGCAAAUCGACCCAUUCGCUACAGCUAUUUCUGGAACCGCAGGGAACGGCACUCCUAGCAUAUCAUCAUGGAGUUCAAACUCGGACAGGCAACUUGGUCACGCCUAUGGAGACGACCGAGUAUUUCCUAUACGAUCGGUGCUAACCGUCGAUAACUCGGGUCACUCAGGAGAGCAAUCGGAUUAUUUCCCGCAACGUCACAGUCAUGAAGACACCCCGCAGUCACCUAGAGGAGCUCUAAGGUCGUUUAUGGACCUUGCAGGUCCUGUCAGGCGUCCAGGCCCUGCAAGUGAGGAGCCCAGCUCUUCCACUGUGACAUCUCCCAGCGAACGUGUCGGCCGAGUUGAGCCAGGGGGGAGACAGAGGCAGAAUACCGGCACUGGAUCUGUCGUGAGCAUCCAUGGGGAUUUCAGUCGCCAUACUACCUUUGUUGAGCCAAUACCAAUUUCCCUGGACGAUGAUUCAUCGUCUGAUGAAGGUGGAAGGCCGCCAUCCAUUCCGGCGGUAGCAAACACUAGUGAGCCCAACGACGGACAAUCGGUGGCCGCCGACGAGCCGAUAGAUGAACGCUUGACGAAUAUGAGGUUCGAGCACGUGGUGACGGCAGAGGGCCAUGCUGUAAUUACGGGAAGGUCUGGAAAACUUCAACGAUGCGAGGAUGAACCUAUUCAUGCACCUGGUGCAGUUCAGGGCUUCGGAGCGCUGGUCGCCCUCGCCGAGGACGAGAACGGUUGUCACUUGGUGCGCUACGCGAGUGAGAACACGAAGCACAUAUUGGGAUAUUCUCCCCAACGGCUGUUUAGCCUGGAAAACUUCUUUGACAUUCUCAGCGACGAGCAGGCCGAGAACAUGCAGGACCAUAUGGACUUUAUCAGGGACGAGGAAGCGAACCCCGAAGCCAACGGACCCGAAGUGUUCAGCAUUUCCAUUCGCCUACCAAAAGCAGAUCAAAACACGAGGAUAAAGCCCGUCAAGAUCUGGUGCGCCAUGCAUAUCAACCCGGCCCGUCCCGAAAUGGUUGUGUGCGAAUUCGAGCUGGAUGACGACGAGGCGAACCCUUUGAGGCCACCGGGCGAGGUCACUCCUGAAAUACCUACAGACACGUUGCAGGCGAACCCCACCGCGGAGGAGCUCAUGGAGAGCACUGAGGUUUUGAGCAAGCCCAUCAGAGUUUUGCGCAGUGCUCGUAAGCGAAGGGGUGAGGCCGGCGCCAUGCAGAUUUUUGAUAUCAUGUCGCAAGUACAAGAGCAGCUCGCAACUGCCGACAACCUAGAGAAAUUUCUCAAAAUUCUGGUCGGUAUUGUGUCCGAGUUGACCGGCUUCCACCGUGUCAUGAUAUACCAGUUUGACUCCGAGUUCAAUGGCCGAGUGGUCACAGAGCUCGUCGACACGGCCCAGACGAGGGAUCUUUACAAAGGUCUCCACUUCCCUGCAUCUGAUAUCCCGAAACAGGCUCGCGACCUAUACAAGAUCAACAAGGUCCGUCUGCUAUACGACCGGGAUCAACCAACGGCGCGCCUUGUAUGCCGGUCAACCGAAGAUCUAGACAAGCCCUUGGACCUGACCCAUUCUUACCUCAGGGCCAUGUCCCCGAUUCAUCUCAAAUAUCUGAACAACAUGGCUGUGCGCUCGUCCAUGUCGAUAUCUAUCAAGGCGUUUGAUGAGCUAUGGGGCCUGAUAGCCUGUCACUCAUAUGGGCCGAGAGGAAUGCGAGUCUCGUUUCCCAUCAGGAAGAUGUGUCGCCUCGUGGGAGACACGGCCUCUAGAAACAUUGAGAGACUAUCAUAUGCAUCUAGGCUUCAAGCCAGGAAGCUUAUCAAUACGGUGCCAACCGACAAGAACCCGUCGGGAUACAUUGUAGCAUCGUCCGAUGAUCUCUUGAAGCUGUUUGAUGCCGACUUUGGAGCAGUCUCGAUUAGGGGCGAGACCAAGAUCCUAGGAAAACCCGAAUCGACACAGGAGAUUCUAGUUCUACUCGAGUACCUGCGCAUGAAGAAGUUCACGUCGGUGCUGACGAGUCAAGACCUGACCGUGGACUUUGCGGACCUCAGGUACGCUCCAGGCUUUCAAAUGAUCGCCGGUGUUCUGUAUGUCCCGCUCAGCGUCGGCGGGAACGAUUUUAUCGUGUUUUUCCGCCAGGGUCAGGUCCGGCAAGUGAAAUGGGCAGGCAAUCCGUACGAAAAGGUUGUCCAGGAAGGUACACAACAUUAUCUAGAGCCGAGGAAGAGUUUCAAGGUGUGGCACGAAACGGUGGUGGGCAAAUGCAGAGAUUGGUCCGAGGAACAGGUCGAAACGGCGGCCGUUCUCUGCCUAGUAUACGGUAAAUUCAUCGAGGUCUGGAGGCAAAAAGAGGCUGCCCUUCAGAGCAGCAAGCUCACAAAGCUGCUUCUCGCCAAUUCUGCCCACGAAGUCAGGACGCCCUUGAACGCCAUCAUCAACUACCUAGAAAUUGCUCUAGAAGGGUCUCUUGACCAAGAGACCAGGGACAACCUAUCCAAAUCACAUUCUGCCUCAAAAUCCCUCAUCUACGUCAUCAACGAUCUGCUCGACCUCACCAAGGCAGAAGAAGGCCAGGAGCUCAUCAAAGAUGAGAUAUUCGACCUUCCAGCCUGCAUCCAUGAGGCGACGGAGUCAUUCACCUCGGAUGCCAAGCGCAAAGGCAUUGGCUACGAGGUCAUUGAGCAUCCAGGUCUGCCAAGGGCGGUAUAUGGCGACCAACGCAAGGUCAGGCAGGCCGUCGCCAAUGUUACGGCCAACGCUGUCCAACACACAUCGCAAGGCUUUGUCAAGAUCGAGUUUUACGUCGUCGAGGUGGAUGUCGAGCAGCACAAGGUCAAGGUCGAGAUUGCGGUUCAGGACACGGGCUCAGGCAUGUCAAACGCUCAACUAGACGCGCUCUUCCGUGACCUUGAGCAGGUCAGCAUCGAUGAUACUCAGCCGUUGGACCCAACCGGUCCAGACACGACCGAAUCCAACGAGACGCAGUCGCCUAGAACUCUCGGUCUCGGCAUAGCAGUCGUGGGCAGGAUCGUGCGAAACAUGAAUGGACAGCUGCGUCUCAAGUCGGAAGUCGGCAAAGGCUCCAGAUUCGUCAUGCAGUUCCCUUUUGAUAUGCCGACGGACGACUCACCAAUGUCGCAGGAUGGGAGCAGUGUGGCAGUGCAUUCGGUUACAGACUCGAAUACCGUGUCACUCUCGGGAACUGGCCGUCUCGAAGGAGAAGUCACACUGAUUGAUGGCGGGCCUGUUGUCAACGAGACUGAUCUCUUCCAGGGGCCGUCGCCAAAGAGGAGCCUUGAGGACGCGGCUAGCAUCAAUAGUCGCAACAGUGUCAACAGCAAGACUAGUCUAAGGAGCAGAACCAGCGUGAGGAGCAAAGGUAGUGCCAAGAGCAACAUCAGCGAUGCGGACCGUUUGAUCGACGCAAUCCAGCUCCCUCUUGAGUUUGGCGAGCCAGACUCGCAACGCAUCGGUCUUGAGCGUCGGAAUUCAAAGGGUGCCUAUUACCAGGCAGGGCCCAGCUCCCAUAGCCGAAGAGCAUCGGUCAGUCCGACGGCAACGAGGAGGUCAGAUAGUCUGGGUCGUUCCUCGGCUCACCGUACGGAAGGCGCUAUGAGCACAUCAGCAGGCGCUCCAGUGGGGAUGCAAUAUGUGACAGAUGCAAAGAUGCCAAUGAAGCCUGUCAGGAUUGCCGACGACGACGAACUUCACGAUCGUCCCCAACGACCACACCAGAGUCAGACGUCUGGCGUGCUCUUCGAACUGCCAGACGACGGCGCAAAGCCACCCAGGAGUUCUGAUGCGCAUUCGGUCAGUACUGCGGCUCCAUCGGAAUACCAAGCGCCCCUGCGGGUCCUCUGCGCUGAAGAUGACCCCAUCAACAUGAAGUUGUUGAGAAAACGACUGGAGAAGGCUGGCCAUGUUGUUUCUCACACGGUCAACGGCGCUGAUUGUGCAUCUGUAUACAAGGAGUUACCCAGCUCCUUUGAUGUGAUUUUGAUGGAUAUGCAGAUGCCGAUCGUCGAUGGUCUGGAUAGCACCAAGAUGAUUCGUGCCUUUGAACUCGAGGAGGAGAAAAAGCCCGAGGGCGAAUCUACCACAUCUGGAAGGACAAUUCCGAUUAUAGCCGUUUCGGCUUCGCUGUUGGAGUCUAAAAAGUCGACCUACGUCGAGGCAGGUUUCGACGGCUGGAUUCUAAAGCCCAUCGACUUUAAACGUUUGGAAACUCUGCUUACUGGCAUUGGCGAUUCCGCUGUGAGGAACGACUGUCUUUAUGAACCCGGCUGCUGGGAAAGGGGAGGCUGGUUCUUUGAGAAAGACCAGAUUGCAAGCAACGAGGCUAGCGGAUCCGAUGCUGAAAAAGAGAAAGAUGAGCAGAAGGCACCUUGAGAUGAUCUCGAGUCCUAUAAUUCACAUCCACGGUCAUUGAUACCGCGGACUUUGGUCUGGCGUCCGCCAUAGUCAGGCGUUAUUGCCACAAGUCCUGGUUUACACAAACCAGUCAACCGCUACAACAAACCAUACCACACAACCCGAUACGCGUCUUGACUUAUUCGUCAGUUUUUACUUCUUCCUGAUGCAACAUUCGAGGCAGGAUACUUGGAUGGAGACCUGGUUCGACAAGCCUUAUGAACAGGACGAAAUACACGGGGCGCUACUCGUCUUUUGUUUUCGACGUACACGAUGAUACCCUGUUCUUCCAACACCUCAGCAUUCUUGACAUCAACUUUUGAACGAUACCAGGCAACAAUUUUUGGGAGACGAACACGAAAGAUCAGCAUGGCAUGGCGCUUACGGGUUUCUCUUUUCCUUGAUUUCUUUUCUGUCCGUUUCAUUAUAUACUUAAUUCUGUUCAUUUUGCUUUUCCUCACCGUGUCCCCGUUUUUUUGCUGUGCUAUUGCAAGCAACAUCUGGGAUGCGGUCAUGGAAGGGAUUUAAGGGACCCUGCCAGGCGGUGGGCGGUCCUUGGUUAACAACGAAAAUCUUUUGUCACGAGUUCAUGGUAUGACACAGUAUACGGUAUGCAUACAAGGGUGGGAACUUAUGGGACAUGGGAACGGACAUGGGAAGAUUGGAGUUUAAGGUAUGGCAGAGUAUACGGUAUGCCUACACAAGAAUGUGUCGAUGUUUUUGUUGCUUGUCUUGUCUUUUAUCAUGUUUUUACUAGUAGUUUGGCAUAUCAAGAACAAUGCUUAAGUGUGGGUUUGGUUGUUGUUUAUUUUGUCUCGGAUAUGGUAUGUUUUGGUAUAAAGCAAGACCUUCGUUUACCAUUGGAUCAAAGUCGUUGGGGUAUUCGCUUAUGGGUAUCAUUGGGGGCGAGAACAGCUCUAGAACUGAGACGAGUAAAGCAAUCAUUAAACAUUAUUCAGUAUUAUGAAUUCGUCAAACCCAACGUCCAACAAUCGAAAACUCUUUGCUUUUGCAAAAUAUGCAAAUAGAUUUCGCACCGCCCUAGUUCUAGACCAGCAAAGCUGAC